GUAUAUAAAUGCCUUGAAUUGCGGUAGGGCUUGGCAGAGAUUUGGAAGCACACCGGUGUGCAUUACCAAAUCUCAAAAGAUGUCUUUAAAGAAGGAAGAUGUGCUGCGAGACAUGCAGAAGUGCUUCUUCAACCUGAAGACUGAACCUGACAAAAAAGAAGAGACAAUCAUUGAGAGAGAACGUGUGGACAGUAUUGAUAUCCGAUGUACAGAAUAUCCCGAGUUCAAAGAAGACUUCCGUCAGAUUGUUAAAGCAGGCUGGCUGGAGAAAACUCCUCCAAAAGGUGGGAUGAUUUACCAGCGGAGAUGGGUCCAGCUGGAUUCAGAAUAUUUGAGAUAUUUUCAAUCUAUUAAGGAGGUUUACUCUAAAAGGAUUGUGUCUCUGGGAUCUGUCUUUAAGGUGGUCAGUGUCGGAGAUAUUCGGUUUGAACUUCACAGUCAGAGCCGGACCUUCCUUUUUCGAGCGGAUAGCACUCAGGAAAGAGAUGACUGGGUGAGUUGUAUUGAAAAGAUACUGAGUGAUCGCAAACAUAGUCUGGAGCCCCGGAAUCUGUUCUUUAAGAACGGAAGUGUGAGUGUUAGUUUUGAGGGUUACCUGGAGAUGUUGUCACCGCGCACCAAAGUCUACACGCUGAUCAGCAGAGACAAACUCUUCCUCUUCAAGAGCCAUGAGGAAUAUUUUCAGGGCAUGGGCAUCACUGACAUUGACAUGCGAAUGGCAAAUGUGAGAGAUGGUGAAAACAAACGCACCUUCACACUCACCACUCCAUACAGAGCAUUCAGCUUUAUGGUGGAUUCAGAAAGUGAAAAGCAGAGAUGGUGUGAGUUCCUUACUGAGUGUGUGAGUCGCUCUCUGUCAUGUGAUGGAGUGUGUGAGAGCGUUUGGCGUGUACAAGCAAACCGCCUUUGUGCGGACUGCAGCUCUUCAAUGCCAGAGUGGGCUUCAGUCAACUUGUGUGUUCUUCUGUGUGAAAAAUGUGCAGGGGCACACAGAAAUCUGGGCCAGAACAUAUCAAAGGUUCGCAGUCUGAAGCUGGAUGAACGAGUGUGGACUGAUGACCUCAUCAGGGUGUUUCUAAUGCUUGGUAACAGCAAAGCAAAUAAAUUCUGGGGAGCAAAUAUUCCACCGAGUGAGCUUCUCUGUGUGAGCGCAAACAGCGAGCAACGUCUCAAACACAUUACAGAAAAAUACAAGAAUGGAAAAUAUCGCAAAUACCACAAAUUCUUUGGCCAACAGGAGGCGCUCAACAAUGCUCUGUGUUUAGCUAUGCAGUCUGCUGAUUUGUUGGAGACUCUCACACUGCUGAAUUGUGGGGCAGAUGCUGCCUGCUACACUGGUAUCCCAGAAUUCCCUACUCCUCUGUCUUUGGCCAAACGUUACAGCCAAACAGUACAAGCGGAGCUACUUACACAGAACAUGACUUCAGAGCCUAUUACAACAGAAGUUAAAGAUGCAGAUAUUCGAUCACUGUGUGGUUACCUUUUUAAGACUGCCUCAUCAGCUCGGCCAAUCACAGAGCACAAACCCAAAGCAGACUUCUCUCAGCGCUGGUGUUGUUUGGGUGAUGGAAUGUUUAGCUACUAUAGGAAUGAACAGAGCCACCACAAAAAUGGUGGGAUGAAGACCAGUGAAAUCAUCUGCCUGUCUGUUAACAGCCCAGGGAAACAUGGAUACGAGCACACCUUUGAGCUGUACUCUGAGGAGGGGAGAGUCUACCUGUUUGGAACUGAUGACGGCAGCAUUGCCAAGAACUGGAUCCGGGCUGUUACUAUGGCUGUGCUGCCUCCUUCACUGUUUGAUGUGUGUGGGACCUGUGAUCGUCUGGGUCGCCUGCGCUGCACUGAGGCCAGCCAUGGCAUUGGCUGGUUUUGCCUGAGCGGCUUCAAACUGCAUGUGUUACUCGAAGACACUGUUCAAACAAUCGACCUACGCAAGCUACUCGGACUCAAGUUCUCUAACACUGGUGGCGCUACAGUGCUGGUGUGGAGAGGUGGACCCUUGCAUUUGCAGGCUGACCGCAGGCCUCAUUUUGUGGGCUGGCAGACCUGCAUUCAGCAGAAAUCUGGUGCUGGAGAUGAGCGGCUAUCCCAACAACAACUCACUGACUUAGGCGUUCCUGUCACUAUCGAUCGCUGCCUAGAUCAUGUAACACGUUAUGGACUGUUAUCACCAGGAAUCUAUCGGUUGAGUGGCAUUAAUUCUCAUGUGACCAAAUUACUGGACAAGUUUCAGAAUAAUGCUCGAAGCGUAACAUGGUGUGAGUCUGAAUAUUCUGUGCAUGAUGUGGCUAACACGCUAAAGCGAUUUCUCAGAGAGGUCAAAGGCGGAGUGUUCAAUGGACAAGAGAACAAUGACAGCUGGCUUAAAGUUGCAGGUCUGGAGGACAGAUGUGAGAAGAUUCAAAGGUACCAGAGUCUGCUCUCAAACCUCCCGGAUAUCAACAGAGAAGCACUCAAAGUACUCAUACACCAUCUGGUUUGUGUUCAGAACCUGUCUAAUGAGAAUCAGAUGACUAUACGAAACCUUGGUAUCGUAUUUGGUCCAACGCUUUUUCAGACAGAUGGAAAAGACACCACAGCAUCUCAGGUGGUGGAGGAACUCAUCCAAAACUACUGCAGCAUUUUUAAAGUCUCGGAGUCUGACCUUGAGAGACAGCUAAACAUGAUGUCUGUCAUCCUGGACAAACACAAGUCCCAGAGGACCUUAAUUCGAACUCCAUCUAGUACCAUUUGUGGUGUUUACCUAGAGAAGAAAGAGGAGGGUGCAGAGGUGCUCCUUCAGGUUGCGGCGGAUAUGACAGUAUUAAAGUUGGUUUCUGUGGUUCUGGAGCUUAAAGGGAUUCAACAGGUCAAUGAAGAAUUCUGGAGCUGCUUUGAGGUUCUAGAGAAAGAAGACAUUGAGAGAAGGCUGCAUUACCAGGAAAGAGUGUUGCCAGUCUAUUUCUCACUUAGUAAUGACUGCCACCUGCUGGUCAAGAAGAAUUACAGCAUUAUCAGCAUCAUGAGGUACCUGGAGAACAAGGUGAAUCUGAGUAAAAGCGGGCCACUGCGGGUUUGUGAGGUUAAAAGCGAGAGCAGCAAAAACUUUCAUACUCGUCACUGUGACCUAACUGGUGAAACCUUCAGACUGCACAAAGAACUACAGGGGUCUCAGGUUGAGAAGGAAUAUCUUGCCAAAGAGAUUAAACUCUAUCAUGGUUGCCGCAGCAAACUACAUCCACCUACACAAUGGGGGCUAACACUGAUUCAUGACAAGCAGCAGUGGUAUCUGUGCUGUGAGAAUGAGGAAGAGCUGAUUGAAUGGACAGCCACAUUUUACAGCAUCCAGUGUAAUGGUGACAUCUGGCCCUCCUGGUGAAAUAACAUCAAAGCAGAUGAUGGGUUGGAUAACAGCAAUUUCCACAAAAAAGAAGACUACAUGAAAGUAUUUCUAAACAGACUGUGCUCCACUCAACACUUACAUUACCAGAAAUAGAACAUGAUGUAAUUGUUCCUUUCAUUUAUGUAUCUUUGGCAUCAAUUUUUAAAAGUAUACCACUGUGUUUGUCAAUCCUUGCUAAUGUGAAAACAAAUUCAAAAUGGUUUGAAAAUAAUUGUAUGUGGGUUCCUAAAAUGAAUAAAAAUCAAAGUAAAUAAUACAGCCCAUUAACUGUCCAUUUAAGCUGGUCAGUUUGUGUGAACUUGAUGCUUUAGAACAGGAAACUACAAGUCUUGUUUGAUGGGAAUUGACAGGAAGUACUACAGCUUGAGAAUGAGGUGCCCUUUCUAAAACCUAGACUAUCUAGAUCUACAGUACAUUUAUGCUUUUGGCAGGAAUGUUUAUCUAGAAUCAUUUGAUAUUUUUUUUGACAUUGCAGCUGUUUAUUUAGCAUUCCCACAAGUACCAUUUUUUUCAGGCUACAUGAACACU
Danio aesculapii is the source of this 3910-nucleotide messenger RNA. RefSeq names its product ArfGAP with RhoGAP domain, ankyrin repeat and PH domain 1a (gene arap1a). The transcript has 29 exons. Gene Ontology annotation, molecular function: phosphatidylinositol-3,4,5-trisphosphate binding; GTPase activator activity. The record is from RefSeq and is a predicted model, not a curated record. Bases 80 to 3358 code for a protein of 1092 amino acids. Gene Ontology annotation, biological process: positive regulation of GTPase activity; signal transduction. NCBI's taxonomy places the organism in Eukaryota, Metazoa, Chordata, Actinopteri, Cypriniformes, Danionidae.